Molecule: messenger RNA, 4203 nt
Organism: Geosmithia morbida
Lineage: Eukaryota; Fungi; Ascomycota; Sordariomycetes; Hypocreales; Bionectriaceae
Product: ATP-dependent RNA helicase DHX29
Exons: 7
Coding region: 1-4203 (1400 amino acids)
Cellular component (GO): intracellular anatomical structure
Molecular function (GO): ATP binding; RNA binding
Source: RefSeq, a predicted model, not a curated record
AUGGCUAAGAAGAAGAAGGCCGCCGCCAACCCUGCUCGAGGAUUCGCGACAACCUCGAUUGCCUCCAAACCCAGACCAGAACCGACAGCUGAGAACCCCGCGUUGUCGCAGACUGCUGCCCCUCCAUCGAACAAAGACGGUGCCCCACCAAAGACGACGGCCACGACCGCGACGGAGGCUGCCGCUGUCCCGAGGAGCAGACAGUCCGAGAAGAAGCCUCUGAGCCCCGAAGAGUUCGAAAAUCAGUUGUUGGAAUCUGAGCUGCAGCUUCUUGUGGAAAAGCAUGCGCAGAAAAUCAAGCGCGAUGCCCAACGGCAACGGUCCCGUCUAGAGACCGACCGGCGUUUGCUACGGGCUAAUGCUGACUCCAUCAACAGCAUAAAAUGGCUCCCCGACUGCCUGGUCAACCAUAUUCUUGAGAUUAUAAAGGCCGAGAGCCGGUUCGCUGCUUCGGGCGUAUCUCUUGAAUCUUCUGGGGGCGGCAAAAUGCCGCCGGAGGAGGAUCUCAUCACGCGCGCGUGGACCUUGCAGUUGGCUCUCACAGGCACCGGAUUUGCCGAUAGCAGAGUGCGAGCUGCGGUGAAGCACAUUGUGGACAUCGCCCCCAACAUUUCUUCUACUGGGAAGGAUUUUAUCUGGGGCUUGGAGGAGGCGCUUGAGUGGCUUGCUCGCGAGUGCGACUCUUCAGAGCUCCCAGCGUACGAAAACAGGCCAGGACCUGUUGUCAAGGAAGCCCAAGCUAACACCUGUAUCUCGUUAGAAUCACCAACCGAUACCCCAGGGUCUACGCGGUCCAACACUCCCCGCCCUCCAGAACUUCAAGGCAACGGACGUGCCAAGGCCGGGGGGAAGGGCCAAGUUGGGAAAAACAAGGCACCAGCUACAAAGAAGAUUUCUGUCACAUGCGACAGCGACAUUGAACCAGACAACUUGGCUCCGGAGUACCUUGCGACCAAGAAAAAGCUGCUUGAGCUAGAGCGAGGCGUGGCGCCGGAGACUUCCGCAGACGACAAGGACCUCGCCAUUGCAAAAGCCGAAGCGAGGAUCAAACGGAUUGAGAAUGACGUUUUAUUUGACAAGUUCAGUGUUGAACAAGAGUGGAAGAAACAGAGAAUCGCAGUGGAAAAGGAAAUUGGAGAAGCCAAGAAGCAGGCCAAGAACAAUGAGCCAGACCCCGUGUCACCGUCUCCUGAUGAAACUGAGGACAAAGGGCCCAAUGAUGAAAUUAGCGAAGAGGCGAAGCGCAUCGCUGCCGAAAUCCUAGCGGAUAAUGACGACGAUGACGAUCUCGCUGGUCUGUUUGACUCUCUACCCCAGAAUGAGGUUGACGAGGCAACUGGCGAAGCCCGUACGGUUGUGACCUCGUCCAACGGAGUCAAGGUUCUCAUCAAGGAUUUCGGGCAGUGGACUGGUGUGAGCCCCCGGAGGGUCCUCGAAGAGACCUGUCGAUCAAGGGAUGGGUCAGUCAAGAUCAACUACGCAAUUAUAUCCGAGGCCUCAUUCGCCAACCGCCAUGCUGUCGACAUCUUUUGGACGAAACCCCAGGAGGUGCCCGUUGUGAUUCCUGGAUCAGAUAUUGAGAUAAUUGCUGAGCCCUCUCGAUUCACAUUCACCAUGAAUAGCAUUGCAACUCCAGAUGCCAAACAAUCCGAGGCUUAUAUCGCCACAACGGCUCUAUUUUACAUCUUCAGCGGAAAUACUCGCGAAGAGAAAGUUUCUCUUAGGCUCCCGCCUGCCUGGAGAGACCUGUUCUCCGAACUUGGGAAAGCCAAGAAGAACCACCUUGAUUCUCAAGACCGGGAUGUAGUCAAGUACCUGAGGACUCUUAAAUCCCGUACCCAACUCCCGAUGUGGGGUUUCAGAGAUCAAGUUCUCCGAGCGGUCGAUGAGAACCAGGUGGUUAUCAUCUGUGCGUUCCUGCUAGAACACCAACUUUCACAAGGCAAACCUUGCAAAGUAUACUGUACAGAACCAAGGCGAAUCUCAGCUCUUUCGCUGGCACGUCGUGUAAGCGAAGAGCUUGGUGAGAAUCGCAAUGAUCUUGGCACCAACAGAUCUCUAGUGGGGUACUCAAUCCGCCUCGAGGCAAAUGUCUCCAAGGAGACACGUCUUGUGUACGCCACUACUGGUAUCGUCAUGAGGAUGCUCGAAGGCUCCAACGACUUACAGGAAGUCACACAUCUGGUUCUGGAUGAGGUGCACGAGCGUUCGAUUGACAGCGAUUUCCUUCUUAUUGUCCUUAAACGACUUUUGCAAAGGAGGAAUGAUCUGAAGGUUGUCCUCAUGUCGGCCACCGUCGACGCUGAGCGGUUCUCUGCUUAUUUGGGAGGCGCGCCCGUUCUAAACGUUCCCGGUCGCACAUUUCCUGUGGAGGUUCGCUAUCUCGAGGAUGCUUUGGAGCUUACUGGCUACCAGCCGACGGACACGCCGGCAGACAAGCUUGUAGAGCUGGACGACGAUUUGGCUGAAGGUGACACUGAAAGGCCCCAGAGCGAGACAUCGAAGAGUCUUGCUAAAUACUCGCCAUCUACAAGAAGCGCACUGGCUCAGAUUGAUGAAUAUCGCAUAGAGCCGGAUUUGGUCCUGCAGCUCAUUGCCAAGAUUUCUUCAGACAACAACCUGCAGGACUACAGCAAGGCCAUACUCGUGUUCCUUCCAGGUAUCGCCGAAAUCAGGGCGCUUAACGACCUUUUGCUCGGUGAUCCUCGCUUCUCCAGGGACUGGCUUGUCUACCCCCUGCACUCUACUAUUGCCACAGAGGACCAAGAAGCCGCUUUCUUGGUACCACCGCCAGGAACGCGCAAGGUUGUCCUAGCUACCAACAUUGCUGAGACAGGUAUUACGAUCCCCGAUGUGACCUGCGUCAUCGACACAGGAAAGCACAGGGAGAUGCGCUAUGAUGAGAGGAGACAGCUUUCUAGACUCAUUGACACCUUCAUCUCGAGGGCCAAUGCGAAGCAGAGGCGUGGCCGUGCAGGCCGUGUUCAGCAGGGAUUGUGUUUCCACAUGUUCACCAAGUACCGCCACGACAACUUAAUGAACGACCAGCAGACUCCAGAAAUGCUUCGCCUGUCCCUUCAGGACCUAGCCAUCAGGGUCAAGAUCUGCAAGAUUGGAGGCAUCGAGGACACUCUGGGUGAUGCCCUUGACCCUCCGUCCACAAAGAAUAUCCGUCGUGCUAUCGAUGCUUUGAUUGACGUCCGAGCCCUGACAGCCGGCGAAGACCUGACACCUCUUGGCCAUCAACUUGCUCGACUCCCUUUGGAUGUGUUCCUGGGAAAACUCAUCCUCCUGGGGACGGUGUUCAAAUGUCUGGACGUCACACUCACCGUUGCCGCCAUCCUGUCUUCCAAGUCUCCCUUCUCGGCCCCCUUUGGGCAGCGGGCGCAGGCGCAGAAUGCUAAGAUGCUCUUUCGCCGUGGCGACUCGGACCUCCUGACCGUUUACAAUGCCUAUUUGGCAUGGAAGCGCGUCUGCCAAGCCAACAGUGGGUCGGGCAAGGAGUCCCAGUUCUGCCGCAAGAACUUCCUCAGCCAACCGACACUGGCCAAUAUUGAGGACCUCAAGGGCCAGCUCCUGGUCUCACUAGCAGACUCCGGGUUCCUUCCUCUCACAGAGGAAGAGCGUCAGACACUGUCCCGUCUACGAUUUGCUCAUGGUGGACGUGGGAGGAAGCAGCAGCAGUUUUUCGAGGUACCGCACAGGGUCAACCUCAACAGUGACAACGACGUUAUAUCGUCGUCCAUCAUUGCGUGGAGCUUCUACCCCAGGCUAUUAGUAAGAGAUGCGCCUGGAACCAGGGGGCUGCGUAAUAUUGGCAACAACCAGUCGAUCAGCUUGCACCCGUCGUCGGUGAAUCGCAAUCAACUCGACAUCAAGUGGAUGUCAUACUACCACAUCAUGCAAGCCAAGACAGUGUACCAUGCUCACGAGGCGACUAGCGUUGAGCCCUUUUCCAUAGCCCUACUCUGCGGUGAUAUGUUCUCCGGUGUCAUUAUCCUUGACGGAAACCGCGGACGCUUCGCUCUCCCUGACUGGAAAACGAUGCUCGUCGUCAAGGUUCUUCGCACUCGCCUCCGCGAGCUCCUAACACGUUCGUUCAAGCAGCCGGGCAAGCUUCUCACUGCGCAGCAGGAAAAGUGGCUCGAGGUGUGGCAGCGACUGUAUACGCAGGAGUUUACGCAGGACCAUAACAAGGCUUAG